AUGGACACCAUCGCUGUGGACCCAGACCUGUACGCAGCUCAAAGCGCCUACGCCCCCGAUGACUGGCAGUCCGAGACCACGUCAAUUAGAUCGUCCAUUUAUCGUGGUUUGAUGGACAACGGGAGGCGUAUUCCAUCAGACGAACAACAAUUCGAGACAUAUGAAGCAGGCCAUCUCGUGGAUCUUAUCUUAGACUCGGAUCGAGACAAUCCUCUCUUCCGGUCACCUAUUGGUGCCGACCGAGAACGCCCGUUACAGGUUCUCGAUAUUGGGACUGGAAAGGGCACUUGGGCCAUCGAUGUCGCUGAUAUGUUCCCGAAUGCGACCGUCCGGGGAGUGGACCUUUUCCCGCCUCCAGUCACCUGGAUGCCCCCCAAUUGCGUCAUUGAGGUUGAUGAUGUUCUCCAAGACUGGACCUGGCGCGAACGAUUCGAUCUCAUCCAUAUGCGAAAUAUGAUUGGAUCGUUCGAUAAUGCUGAGUGGGAUCGUGUUUACGAACAGUGCUUUGAAAAGAUGGCCCCUGGCGGAUGGAUCGAGCAGCUCGAGGUUGGCCCUUUUAUCACUAGCGACGACAAUAGCCUGCCAGAGGACAGUGCCUUGGCUUCAUGGGGUCCUAUUCUGCAGAAGUGCGGUGAUCGGGCUGGUCGUCCUUGCGAUAUCGUCCUCACUAUGCCCCAGAGCAUCAAAAAUGCGGGUUUCGUGGACGUACAUGAGAAGGUGUACAAGUGGCCCAUUGGACCAUGGCCUCGAGAUCAAAAAUUCAAGGAGGCAGGCAUGGUCAAUAGUCAACACUGGAUGUCUGGUAUGGAGGGAUGGUGCAUGUGGCUGCUCACAAAGUAUGGUGAUCCCGAGCCAUGGACUAAGGAUGAAGUUCAUGUUUUCUGUGCAAAACUUCGCAAUGAACUCAAGAACCCUCACUAUCAUGCCUAUCAUAAAGCGUAA
Messenger RNA from Penicillium bovifimosum, 942 nucleotides. Its product is annotated as class I SAM-dependent methyltransferase. Bases 1 to 942 code for a protein of 313 amino acids. The record is from RefSeq and is a predicted model, not a curated record. The transcript has 6 exons. NCBI's taxonomy places the organism in Eukaryota, Fungi, Ascomycota, Eurotiomycetes, Eurotiales, Aspergillaceae. Gene Ontology annotation, molecular function: methyltransferase activity.